AUGUCAAAAUAUUUUUUAUUAUCAUUUGGACUUAUUUCAUUCUUAUUUCUUGCUUCAUUUAUUUCAUGUUCUCCAAUAUUUCAUCGAAAUGAUAUUUCAAAUUAUUUUAAUGAUCAAUAUUCUGAUAUGAUCGAUAUUGAUGAAGAAAAUAUAGAAGGAAUUUUAUCACCAAAAUUUUUAUCAUUUAAUCGAUAUCAACGUUCACCAUUAUAUUAUCCUCGUACAAAUCGUAAUGCAUGGUUUCGUGUAUCAACUUAUCAACAUUUCAAACCAUCGAAACUUGAAGAACAGCAUAAUGGUGAUCAUGUUAUGCGAUGGGGAUGA
Molecule: messenger RNA, 324 nt
Organism: Rotaria sordida
Lineage: Eukaryota; Metazoa; Rotifera; Eurotatoria; Philodinida; Philodinidae
Source: the annotation of a GenBank genome assembly